CGGGGAGGUGGUGGUGCUCGUCGUCGUUCAGCUGUGGCCGAGGUCCGAGUUAGGGCUUGGAGUUCGGAGGCCUCUCGCGCUUCACGAUCGUGAGGUGCGCUCGAGCAAUUUGUGGAUUCGCUGCUUCUCGGCGGCAAUUCUCGAGCCAAAUCGUCGGGUGUCUGGAGUGUAGCGCAGAUCCGGUGGACGAUGGGUUUGUAGACGGGCGGUGAAAUUGUUGGUGGUGGUGGAAGCAGGAGAGGGAGAGAGGAGGAAGAGGCGGUGAGGACAGUCGUUGAGCCUUGUGGAGACGAGAGGCAGAGAAUUGGGGGAGAUUUGGUGAUUGGAUUUCAUGGAAGCCGGGGUGGCAGUUGCCGGGCCCAGGCCUUCCUUUCGGAAGCCAUCGCAUGACACAUCUCAGCGGAAUUAUAGGCGGCGAUCUCCGUCUACUUCUUCUCGAUCUACUUCGUCCUCCCCUUCUCCUGCCCGUGCUCCCUCGGGUGGUUGGAAACGUGAUCGCAGUGUUUCUCCUCUGUCUCCCCGGAAGGAUGGCGCUAGGUUGAAUUCUGUACAGGCAAAGAAAGGAAAGACUGCUCACAAGGAUGAUGAUAGCGACGGGGACAGCAGCCAAGGGAGGAGAGAAUAUGGACCCGGCACUUCUGAACGCUUGUCUCGGGGCUCCAGUUAUGACCGACACGGAAAGUCGGAUCUCUACGAUUCGAGGCGAUCAUCUGGUUCUCACUCAGAUCGCAAUCAUCCAGGUCAAGCAAUACAUUCGAGUCGGGAUUCCUACGGUGAUACCAGGAGGAAUGGAGACUACGACCACCCAGCGCGCAGCCGCCAUAGUCCCGAUAGAGGAUAUCGGGACAGAGACAGGCGGACUAGAGAUAUAGAGAGGGAUAGCGAGAGGAGCACGAAGGGUAAGCUUGGAGGGAGAGACUCUAACCACGAGAAAGACACGGAGAGGGAGGGGCGGUUGGAAAGAGAUAAGAGCAGGGACAAGGACAGAGAUCGCAGAGAGAGAGAUCGGAGUAGAAGCAAAGUUGAAGGUCGGGAGUCAUUCUUUGACAAGGAUUCGGAAACAGAACGUAGAAGUGGAGGUGGGAGAGGGAGAGAUACCACCAGGGACAGAGAGAGGGAAAAAGGGAGAGACAGAGAUCGCGAGAGAGAUAAUGGAAGAAUCAAAUCUAGACACAGUGAGAAAGAUGCGGAUCCCCGGGAGACAGACCGAGAUAAGGCGAGAGAAAAAGAGAGAGGAAGGGACAAGUUUCAAGGGAAAACCAGUGCACGUGACCCUGUCAGUCCAAAUGAUCCGGAUGGAGAUAGGAAAGCCUUGACCCGGGAUAGGGAAAGGGAGAGAGAAAAAGGCAAGGAGAAACCUUCGAGCAGAGACGUUAAUAUGGACAAAGAACCAGAGUAUAUGAGAGAUGGUGGUCGAGGUAGGACAAGAGAUUCUGUGAGAGAGAGAGAGAAGACGAGAACCGAAGAGAAAGCAGGUCGAGAUUUGGGUGUUGUUGAUAUGGACAGAGAUAAAGAUGUAGGGAGGAAUAGAGACAGGGACAGAGGUAGAGUCAGAGACCUCGAAUCCUACGGCAAUCGGGAGGACAGCAAGGGUCAAGAGCGUCGUAGGGAACCUGAUCGAUACUCGGAAGGUGAUCCUAAGGAAAGGAGUUUCAGAGGAAAAGAGGACAGUAAAGAGGGUUCCCGUGUCAAAGACAGGGAUGAGCAAAAAGAAAGAAUCCGGCACAAAGACAAGGAUGAUCCGAAGGAGUUACAGAAAGUAAAAGACGAGUUUGUAGAGGCUAGAGACAGAGACCUGCUGAGGGUAAAGGAAGAGGUCAGCCCCUCUCCGGAUGUAUCGAAAACGAACUUUCGUCAGGAUAAAGAAAGUUCGGGGAACAGAGUGGUAAAGGAUGAGGUCGGCUCUCCCUACGAUGUUUCGAAAUCGAACUCGCGUCAAGAAAAGGAAAGGACGGGUGGCAGUUCAGACUUGGUAUCGCAGCCCGACAAAGACAGAGGUGGCAGCUCCUCUCGGGAGAAGUCUCAAGGUACUGAAAGACGGCUCAGUGAUGGAGCUCGAGAGAAAGAGAAGGGUCCGCCUCGGUCUGAUGAUGGCGAAGGAAAGAAAGAGAUGCAGCCGACUCUCAAACGAACUGAUUUUGAUGGCAGUUCUAAUUUUAGCUCGAAGGAUGGAGAGGUCAAGAAAGAUAGAAGUUUGGGCAAGGGCGACUCGCAGAGAGGUCCCGAGGCUAAAAGCACGCCUGUUUCUGCAAAUGAUCCUGAAAAAAGCGCUGUGGACAGCAAGGUCUCGAAAGGUUCAAAGUGGGGUCCUGAGCCAACUGAUUCGAACCUUCAAGGGUCAGUAAGUGAAGAGGUGGCAAACGAUCUUACAGCCGCCAAGCUGGCAGCGCUGAAAGCAGCAGAGCUUGUGAAUAAAAACCUCGGAGUACCGGGCUUUAUGUCAGCCGACCAGAAAAAGAAGCUGUUGUGGGGAAGCAAGAAGUCUGCAGCUGAGCAGGAGCCGGCUGUUACAGCGGGAACUAAUCGUUGGGACACUGUCCAUUUUUCGGAUCCUGAUCGACAAGAAAAGUUUCACAAGCUCAUGGGCGUGAAGGCGGAUUCCAGUGCCGAUUGCAAGAGGGAAGGCGAGGCAGACGUCGGUCAGUUCACAGAAGAAAGACAACGAGAGUUACAGCAAGACUUGGAGAAGCAGUUUGCUGCCGGCUUGAGGCGAAGAGAUGGUCGGACUGUUGGACUCGGGUUGUGAAGGAUGAAAUAAAAUCUGGCUCAUUGCGGAAAACGACAUCGCUGCAUUUUCUUUAUCUCUACUACAUAUGAAGCAUCGUGUGAGGAUGUAAUAGCAGUGCGUUGUGAGCUUAUAUUAGGUAUCAAUCUACUCGUAACUUUUGCUGCCCGCUCAUUCAGAGGGAUCAGUGUUCCAUUUAAGGACAAACUGAGCGCGGGAAAGGUUGUUGCAAUGAUAUCCGCUAUUAGCUGGUCUAUUCUUCUAUACAAUGUGUGCACAUUCUGUGACUUCAGUCACGUAUUCCGAGUCCUUCGAUGUGAUUCAAGAGGUCUGUACGUUAUUCAAUCCGCAUGCUUCGAUAUUGCCUCUCUGUCAAGUUUAUUUUGGAAGAAAGUCAACCACUCCAUUUUUUUGAAAUUGACCCAAGCAUUCAGCAUGAGGGAGUUUAAUAGCCACCAGUGGUGUCAACACCACCCGUGGUUAUUAAGCUCCCUCAUGCUGAAUGCUUAGGCCGCCGUUUUCGACUCAUAUCAUCUCAUGAUACACGUCGCAAGCAUGUGAUGCACUAACUUUAAAAUCCAUGUACGUUUGGUAUGCAUCCCGUGUUUUUUCCGCCUUGUGUUAUUCAUCGUUGGGUCCCAUCAACUGGAUCAAAACCAUCUUAGUUUUACGGAUCCUUGAUUGGGCCUACGAGAUCCUGGAGCGGGAGAGACUUAAUACACGCUCUCUUUCCUGGUUGACUACAGGUUCUGGAUCUUUUCAUCAAAUUUAGACUUGCACAUCACUCCCUGAUUACGUCAGCAGGCACGAGAUUUCCUACUAACAUCUCAUCCUGUUCU
This is a messenger RNA of Marchantia polymorpha subsp. ruderalis, 3564 nucleotides long. The record is from the annotation of a GenBank genome assembly. Lineage: Eukaryota; Viridiplantae; Streptophyta; Marchantiopsida; Marchantiales; Marchantiaceae.